UUUUACAGUAAUACAUACUAUACGGUGUACGCACGUUAGCUUUCUUCUUGAAUUUUAGGGUUCGUUAACCGAGUUAGUGAUCUCGUACAGGUCUUCGAUCUCAAAACGAGUUGAAUCGACUUCAAUUCCCCUCCAAUUUACGAAGGUGCUGUGGAUUUUUCUCAAUUCUAACCCUAGACCGAGGCUUGAAUUAGCGGACAGAUUUUGGCGGACUUUUCAGUUGUAGCAAUUUCUUCGAUCCUAGUGUUGUCUCCGAAUCAACACGAUGAUUUCCUUCGAAAUGAACGACCGUAAAAAGAUUGGGCUUGGAUUGACAGGAUUUGGCGUAUUUUUCUCGUUCUUGGGAGUCAUUUUCUUCUUUGACGAGGGACUCCUUGCCAUGGGAAAUAUACUCUUCAUCUCUGGGGUGACAUUAACCAUUGGAUUGAAGUCUUCAAUGCAGUUCUUCACGAAGCGUAGCAAUUUCAAGGGAACAAUUUCUUUUGCUUUGGGCUUUUUGUUGGUUAUGAUAGGAUGGCCAGUAUUGGGAAUGAUUUUGGAAGCUUAUGGAUUCAUUGUUCUUUUCAGUGGCUUCUGGCCUACAUUGGCAGUUUUUGUGCAGAAGAUACCUGUUCUUGGAUGGGUUUUCCAACAGCCAUUUGUUAGAUCGUUCUUUGACAGCUACCGUGGUAAAAGGGUGCCUGUAUAAACUUAGCACUGUAGAUCUAUGAAAGUGCAAGGAAGCUGCGCAGCUUGACCCACCUGUAAGUGCUGUAAAAUACUGCCAGAUGAACGAUUCCUAAACAGGGUGAUACUACCAAAAAUGUUCUCAUUUGAUGUACCAGUUUUGUUAGGACAAUUCUUUUGUUUGUUUGUUUCUAGAAUUGAUGAAUGAAUUGUCCAUAUUCCAAGAGGUACUUUAUCAGUAUUUGAUCUCCAUUUAUUGACGUAGUAAUUUUCUGUCUGCAUCAAAA
Molecule: messenger RNA, 953 nt
Organism: Rhododendron vialii
Lineage: Eukaryota; Viridiplantae; Streptophyta; Magnoliopsida; Ericales; Ericaceae
Product: vesicle transport protein GOT1-like
Exons: 7
Coding region: 266-688 (140 amino acids)
Biological process (GO): endoplasmic reticulum to Golgi vesicle-mediated transport; retrograde transport, endosome to Golgi
Source: RefSeq, a predicted model, not a curated record